GGCGACCGCUUGCCGCGCCAUUGUGUAACGCUUUGUUUCGCUGCUAAAUUUCCUUCUCUGCAGACAAUUGCGGAGUCUUCAUUCUAGGGAAUGGUUGAACUUGUUUCUCAACCAUGGUUAGAAAACAGGAAGCACAGAGAUGAUCGCUAAGACCAUUGAGAAGGGGAGAAAAAUGUAAAUCAGAAAAUUGGAGUGCUUGAUUGGUUGGUAUGCGAAUAGUUAUUGUGGUAGCGUUGCGUUUUGGUCGUCCUCGCAACCUCAGCUGUUCUUGGAGGGAAAAUAACGUAUUGGAUUCUAUAAAGGCUGUCAAAUGAUAGUUUAUAAAAAGCGAAGGAGAAAAGUUGACCCGGUCAAGCAAAUCUUGGCUCGAAUCGACGAAAAACAGAGCAAGACAGGGUUAUCAUUAUACUCAACAACUGAUGUCCAUGAACCAGCAAAGGAAGAUGUUUUACCUAUGGUAAAUCCCUCAAGUGAGCCUACCUCAGUGUUAAGCAAGAACUCUUCAUUUUUCCCUGACCUGUCAGCUGCCCGUCAGAAGGCUCACAGAAGAUUAAAUGCAGGGUUACAACAUGCUGUGGAUGACAGUGAUCAGAAGGCAGCACUGUACAUGCAGGCCAAGGCAGACAGACAAUUAAACCUGACAUUUCCUCCUGCUAAGUCACGGGGAACAACAGCUGCUGAGAAUCAAGACAGACUGGGUUAUGCAUUCAGUGGCUGGUCUGAUAGUCCUUCAGCAGGGGUGGAAAAUCUUCGUUACAAUUCUCGCACCAGUUUGAAUCCCUUUGGAUACAACAGAAGAACUUUGGCAUUUCAACCAACUUCACUAAAUUAUGUUGUGGAAUGGCCUGAAACUUGGCCCUUGAAGAUCAUGAGUCUAGGUAAAGGAACUGGGCCAGCACACAGACGGAAAACAAAACCCAAGCCUAAAGUUCAUCGCAGAGUGCACUUUGAAACGUCUCCAGUCCCUUCCAAUUCAAGAACGAUUUCAAACAGAGUGUCCACUCAAACUCUAGAUGAUCCCAUGCCAGAUCAGACUAAACAGGUGUUACCCAACAUACAGAAUCCUUCAACAAGUGUAGCAGUGGGAUCAGCUCUGCAAGGGCCUCAUGUUGCAGAAUGUCCUACCCAUAACAAUAAUGCUGAGGUUUUAUCUCAAGGAAGUUACCCUGACAGAACCAUGCUUGGUGUGGGAGAAGGACUUAAUUCAGAUAUAUCAAGAGUGUACUCUGAUGCGAGCUCGAUAUCUGAAAGUGCCUUUGCCAGUAUAUUGGAGGGCAAGGCUACCGAAGAACCACGUGAGACAGAGAAGCAGCAAACUGACAGUAUACCCUCGUGUAGCCCAACCCCCAUCAAAACAGCGGGUGAAAUGGUAGAUGAUGAACCAGAGAGUGUUGUGGAUUCAUUAGGGGUUGAAGAUAAGAUGGAAAACGAACAGUCACAAGAUCAAUUGAUGGACAUCGUGACGGAGAUAGCUGCAGAAACACCUGCAGAGGAUUACAUGCAGAACAUUUGACAGUUGCGGCUACGCGACCUGAGAGAGGCAUGCUUGGAAUAUAUCCGCUGGCCAGAGACAAAGCAGGCACCUUGUGUGAGAAGUGAGAGCUCCAUUGACAGUGUUUAAUACUGAAUGUUUUUUAAUUUAUUCUAUGUUUUCAGGUAGUCUCUUGCAGAGAACGAACUUACGUCCUGAGUAACAUUCGAAGAAAAACAGAACAUUUAAUUUUAG
Messenger RNA from Pocillopora damicornis (cauliflower coral), 1726 nucleotides. RefSeq lists its product as uncharacterized. The record is from RefSeq and is a predicted model, not a curated record. NCBI's taxonomy places the organism in Eukaryota, Metazoa, Cnidaria, Anthozoa, Scleractinia, Pocilloporidae.